AGUUGCCCGGCUUCCGGGGUGCUUCUUAGCACCUGUUCUACCACCGCGCCAAUUCUUGUGUUUUGCCGAUUUUUCGCCCCCCCCUUCCCCCUCACGGCCUCACUCUCGGUAGAAUUUUAGAAAUAGUGUGUCUAUUCUUUCUGUUAACCGUAGUUAAAACGAUGUUGAUCAGUGUAUGUAUGUGCGAUUCGAAAGUUACCAUUGUGCCGGAAGUGCGUGAUUUUUUGCUUAAGUGAUGUCCCCGUUUGUUUUCGAUAUUAUGCCGUAGGUAGUUUUUGUUUGGUUCGGGAAUAUUGUAUAAGGAUUAACUGACCAAAAUGACGGAGGCAGACGGAGGUUCCGAGCAGGAUGAUGUUUCAUUCCUGCGUACGGAAGACAUGGUGUGCCUGUCCUGCACAGCCACCGGAGAACGUGUCUGUCUGGCCGCCGAAGGAUUCGGUAACAGACACUGCUUUCUGGAAAAUAUUGCAGACAAGAACAUUCCUCCCGACUUAUCACAAUGCGUAUUUGUUAUCGAACAAGCACUUUCAGUCAGAGCAUUACAAGAACUUGUCACAGCUGCCGGUUCUGAACAGGGUCAUCGUAGGGCCAAGAAUAAAGUCAUUCCUUUGAAUUUAUUCAAACCUGGCAAAGGAACUGGCUCUGGUCAUCGAACUUUACUGUAUGGAAAUGCAAUUCUGCUUCGACAUCAAAAUAGUGAUAUGUAUCUCGCCUGUCUUUCAACUAGCUCUUCUAAUGACAAACUCUCAUUUGAUGUUGGUUUGCAAGAACAUUCACAAGGUGAAGCGUGUUGGUGGACAGUUCAUCCUGCUUCAAAACAAAGAUCUGAAGGAGAGAAAGUGAGAGUUGGAGAUGACUUAAUUCUAGUAUCUGUAGCAACUGAACGUUAUCUGCAUACAGCAAAAGAAAAUGAUCUGUCUGUCGUAAAUGCAUCCUUCCAUGUUACGCAUUGGUCUGUACAACCCUAUGGAACCGGAAUUAGUAGGAUGAAAUAUGUAGGUUACGUCUUUGGGGGUGACGUCUUAAGGUUUUUUCAUGGUGGUGAUGAAUGUUUAACAAUUCCAUCAAAUUGGACGGAAACAACUGGUCAAAACAUUGUGAUUUAUGAAGGAGGUAGUGUAAUGUCUCAAGCACGAUCCUUGUGGAGGCUAGAACUGGCUCGAACCAAGUGGGCAGGAGCAUUCAUCAAUUGGUACCAUCCAAUGAGAAUAAGGCAUCUCACCACUGGCCGCUAUUUAAGUGUGAAUGAAAAUAAUGAAUUGCAUUUAGUCGGAAGAGAUGAAGCUACAACAGCGACAUCAACAUUCUGCUUACGCCAAGAAAAAGAUGAUCAGAAAGUAGUUUUGGAAGAUAAAGACCUAGAAGUAAUUGGAGCACCCAUCAUCAAAUAUGGUGACAGUACUGUUCUUGUGCAACACUCUGAGACAGGACUAUGGCUUACUUACAAGUCAUAUGAAACAAAAAAAAAAGGAGUUGGCAAGGUAGAGGAAAAGCAAGCUGUCUUGCACGAAGAAGGAAAAAUGGAUGACGGAUUAGACUUUAGUAGAAGCCAAGAAGAAGAAUCCCGAACAGCUAGAGUUAUUAGAAAAUGCUCUCAUCUUUUUACCCAAUUUAUCAAAGGACUAGAAACGCUCCAGUCCAACAGGCGACAAUCAGUAUUUACAUCGUCAGUAAACUUAAACGAAAUGGUCAUGUGUCUAGAAGAUUUAAUCAACUAUUUUGCUCAGCCUGAAGAAGACAUGGAACAUGAAGAGAAACAAAAUAAGUUACGAGCCCUAAGGAAUCGGCAAGAUUUGUUCCAAGAAGAAGGCAUUCUCAAUCUUAUUCUAGAGGCCAUUGACAAGAUCAAUGUCAUAACCUCCCAAGGUCUAAUGGUAAAUCUUGGAGGAGAUGAAUCCGGCCAAUGUUGGGAGGUCAUCUCUGGUUACUUGUAUCAACUUCUUGCAGCAAUCAUCCGAGGCAACCAUACGAACUGUGCCCAGUUUGCCAAUUCAAACCGUCUAAAUUGGCUUUUCAGUCGGCUUGGUUCACAAGCCUCCAGCGAAGGAACAGGAAUGUUAGAUGUACUCCACUGUGUUUUAAUCGACUCACCCGAAGCCCUCAAUAUGAUGCGCGAUGAACAUAUCAAAGUCAUCAUUUCUCUACUAGAAAAGCAUGGUCGGGACCCAAAAGUUCUAGAUGUCCUAUGCUCUCUUUGUGUCGGUAAUGGAGUUGCAGUUAGGAGCUCUCAGAAUAAUAUAUGUGACUUUUUGCUGCCUGGGAAAAAUCUUCUCCUUCAAACGCAACUGGUGGAUCAUGUGGCAAGCGUUCGUCCGAAUAUAUUCGUUGGAAGAGUUGAGGGCUCAGCAGUCUAUCAGAAGUGGUAUUUUGAGGUUACAUUGGACCACAUAGAGAAGACAACGCAUAUGACUCCUCACCUUCGAAUAGGUUGGGCAAACACUGCUGGAUAUGUACCAUACCCUGGAGGAGGUGAAAAAUGGGGUGGAAAUGGAGUGGGCGAUGAUCUUUAUUCGUUUGGUUAUGAUGGAGCUAAUCUAUGGACAGGUGGAAAAUUUACAAAUGUGGCAGAGGCAGCAGAGCCAUUUAUCAAGAAAGGGGAUGUAAUCGGUUGCGCAUUAGACUUAACAAUUCCUGUUAUCACCUUUAGUUUCAAUGGUCAGCCAGUUCAAGGACACUUCAGAGAUUUCAACUUGGAUGGAAUGUUCUUUCCUGUCAUCAGUUGCUCUUCCAAAUUAAGUUGCCGGUUUUUACUAGGUGGUGACCAUGGUCGAUUAAAGUAUGUGCCUCCUGAAGAAUUUUCACCAUUGGUUGAGAGUCUACUUCCACAACAGAUUCUCUCGAUUGAUCCCUGCUUUUAUUUCGGCAAUCUCAACAAGUGCACCUUGGCUGGACCUUGGCCUGUCGAAGAUGAUACUGCAUUUGUGCCAGCUCCUGUUGAUACCUCGAUGAUAAAUUUACCCAGCUAUAUUGAGAACAUCCGAGACAGACUUGCUGAAAACAUACAUGAGAUGUGGGCACUUAACAAAAUUGAAGCAGGCUGGCAAUAUGGUGAAGUUAGGGAUGACAUUCGGAAGAUUCAUCCAUGUCUUGUUCAAUUCGAUCGAUUGCCCCCAGCAGAAAAACGAUACGAUUCACAGUUGGCUGUUCAAACUUUAAAGACAAUUUUAGCACUGGGUUAUCACAUAACUAUGGACAAGCCCUCUUCUCGAAUAAAGACGAUACGAUUGCCAAAUGAACCAUUCAUGCAGUCCAAUGGUUACAAACCAGCCCCGCUAGACUUGGCAGCCAUCACAUUGAAUGUUAAAAUGGAAGAACUCGUCGACCAGUUGGCUGAAAAUACACAUAAUCUCUGGGCCAAAGAACGGAUUCAGCAAGGAUGGACCUAUGGUUUAAAUGAGGAUCCUGAUAUGUUGCGAAGCCCGCAUUUAGUGCCUUACCCUAAAGUUGAUGAUGCCAUCAAAAAAGCUAACAGAGACACAGCUAGUGAAACUGUGCGAACAUUGUUAGUGUAUGGAUACAUGCUUGACCCACCUACUGGGGAUCCAAACGAAGCUGCGCUACUUGCAGAGGCAAACAGAUUGCGACAAAUGGCAUUUAGAACCUAUCGUGUUGAAAAAAACUAUGCUGUGUCCAGCGGAAAAUGGUAUUUUGAAUUUGAAGUUCUAACAACAGGACCAAUGCGCGUUGGUUGGGCCAGAGUAGACUGCAGUCCUGGACAUCAAUUAGGUAGUGAUGAAAAUUCCUGGGCUUUCGAUGGAUUUAAUAGUGUCAAGAUCCACAUGGGAAGUACAGAGCUAUUUGGUCAUCAGUAUAAAGUAGGAGACAUUGUCGGAUGUUUUCUCGAUUUGUGUGAUAGUACCAUCAGUUUUUCUCUGAAUGGAGAGCUUUUAAUGGAUGCACUAGGAGGAGAAACAACAUUUUCAGAUGUUCAGGGAGAUGCCUUUGUCCCAGCGUUCACCCUUGGAGUCGGUCAGCGAGCCAAAUUAACGUUUGGUCAAGAUGUCAAUCUGCUUAAAUUUUUCACCGUCUGUGGAUUGCAAGAAGGAUACGAGCCAUUUUGCGUAAACAUGAAUCGUGCUGUAACAUAUUGGUACACGAAAGACCAGCCAAUAUUUGAAAAUACCGAUGAUUAUGCUUCUCCUUUUGAUGUGACUCGUAUUCCUGCUGGUUCCGAUACUCCGCCCUGUUUGAAAAUUAGUCACAACACGUUUGAGACCAUGGAGAAAGCCAACUGGGAAUUUUUAAGACUUUCCCUGCCAAUCAUCUGCCUACCAGAGUUCAUUGACGAAGCAGAGAAAAUGCGACGUUGGCAAGAGAUACGCAUCCGACAACAUCGUCUUUUGGCAGAGGCAGAUAAAACAACUCCAGCUCACAUUGAACAGAUAAUGAAAUCUGGUUUUUCCAUGAGCGAUAUCAAAGGGCUUCAUCGAGGAUACUCUGAAGAUGCCGUAGAGGCUGAUGAAAUGAUGAUGAAUGGAGGAGGAGCAGGACCAAUCCAGUCUAAAUCAAAGAAGAGUCCAGCUCGACCACCUCGUAAAGGUUCUCUCUCAAGGAAUGAAGAUCUUCAAAUGGAUUCAAUCAUGCCAUCAGGAAAAAUUCAUCGAUCCUCAAGUGAACUGGAUGUCAACCGUUACAGUAACAUGAAUGGCAACGCUGAUUUAAAAGAUGACAAAAAGAAACGGGGUCGCUCACCAUUCAGGUUUUUCUCUCGGAAGCGAGACCAAAGUGGUGAGAGAGGUAAGAAAGCAAAAACUCCGGAACCAGGCGGUAUGGUGGCAGAAAGAUUUGAAGGAUUGGGACAAGGACGAACAGGUCAACAAUUUAGAACUUCCCAGGCAAACAUCAAGCUGGUACCUCCUGCAAUUCCAGAUCGGAAUCCCACUGGUCCAAAGCAAAUGUCUGGAUCACCACUAACCAGUUCUGGAGUAGAAGCUAUUGGAAACGAGAUUUACGAUGUUGAAUGUCUUAAAAUGAUGAACGAGUACUUCUACGCAGUUCGAAUAUUUCCUGGCCAAGACCCCACUCAUGUUUACAUUGGUUGGGUAACAACCCAGUAUCAUUUACAUAGUUCCACUUUCAAUCAGUCGCAUGUACGGCAAAGUAACAUUACAGUAUUGGAUGAUUAUGGCCGAAUAGUUGAUAGUAUCAAUCGUCAGAGUUGUUACAUGCUACGAGCAGAUGAACUUUACAAUGAGGUUACAAAUGAUGCUUCUGGAAAAGGUGCUUCUCAAGGGAUGACCAUAGGCUGCUUCAUCGACACAGCAACAGGGAUCAUGUCAUUUACUUGUGAAGGCAAAGAGACAUCUCAUAAAUUUAAAAUGGAACCUGAAGCAAAACUUUUUCCUGCAAUCUUUGUUGAAGCCACAAGCAAAGAAGUUCUCCAAAUAGAGCUUGGGCGCACUUCAACAACCUUGCCUCUAUCCUCAGCCAUUCUUCAAAACUCUGAGAGGCAUGUUACUCCCCAGUUCCCACCGAGACUGAAAGUCCAGUGCUUACGACCACACCAAUGGGCUCGAGUCCCAAACAUCUCUCUGCAAGUUCAUGCCCUAAAGUUGUCUGAUGUUCGAGGUUGGAGUAUGCUCUGCGAAGAUCCAGUUUCUAUGCUCGCUCUGCACAUUCCAGAAGAAGAUCGUUGUAUUGAUAUACUUGAAUUGAUCGAGAUGGAAAAACUCCUCUCUUUCCAUGCACACACUCUAACUCUGUAUGCAGCUCUUUGUUAUCAAGCAAACUACAGAGCGGCUCAUACUUUAUGCCAGCAUGUGGAUCAGAAGCAGUUGUUGUACGCCAUUCGCUCAGAAUAUAUGUCUGGUCCUCUGCGCCAAGGUUUUUACGAUCUCUUGAUAGCACUUCACCUUGAUCCGCAUGCUAUGACAAUGGAGGCAUGUAAGAAUGAGUAUAUUAUACCUUUGGGACAAGAACUGAAAGUCUUGUAUGAAGAUCCACAAAUGGGUCACAGUUUAAGAAGUCUAGCCACUGAGUCUGUUCAGCCUCUCAUGAAAAUGACAGAUAUCGCUGAAACAGUCGAUAAUAUUCGAAGUCUUUACAGUCCAUAUUUUCCUUUGGAUGUUGUUCGAGACUUUGUCAUGACAGCAUUAGAUGAAGCUGUUCAAAUCAACCAAGUGCACAAUCGAGAUCCUGUGGGAGGUUCUAACGAAAACCUUUUCCUUCCGCUCUUGAAAUUAGUGGAUCGACUUAUGCUGGUGGGGGUUUUACGCGACGAAGAUGUGAUGAAACUUCUUAUCAUGUUCAAUCCUGAAACUUGGGAUCCGCUUUUUGAAAAAGAUGGGAAAGAUGAGCAUCGCAAAGGUCUACUCAAUAUGAAAAUGGCUGAAGGUGCAAAACUCCAAAUGUGCUAUUUAUUACAUCAUUUAUGUGAUUUGCAAUUACGACAUAGAGUAGAGUCGAUCAUAGCAUUCAGCCAUGACUUUGUCGGGGAGCUGCAAAGUGACCAGUUGAGACGAUACAUUGAUAUCAAGCAGUCAGAUUUACCAUCAGCCAUUGCUGCCAAAAAAACAAAAGAAUUCCGUUGUCCGCCCAGGGAACAGAUGAAUGCUGUUCUUGGCUUCAAAAAUUUAGAGGAAGAUGACCAUGAAAAUUGUCCGUGUGGUGAUGAACUGAGGGAACGAAUGAAUGAGUUUCAUACAUCAGUCAUGCGGCAUGUGUCUCUGUUGGCACUUCAAGAGCCGUCUGAAGAAGAGGAAAAAACCGAUGGAGUUGCAAAACCAAAUGUUUUCAAACGUUUAACCAAUUUCAUAAAUGCUGUCAAGGAAUUAGAAGAAGAACCCAAACCACCGGAGGAACCAGAAAAAAAGUCACCAGAAGAAAUAUUCAGGAAAGUUCUCAUCAGUACAAUUGUCAAAUGGGCAGAAGAAUCUCAAAUAGAAAUGCCAAAACUUGUCCGAGAAAUGUUCAGUUUACUCGUUCGUCAGUAUGACAGUGUGGGAGAACUCGUGCGAGCUUUGGAAAAAACGUAUGUGAUUAAUAAUAAAACAAAAGGAGAUGCUGCAGGAAUGUGGGUUGGGCUUAGUCAGAUACGUUCAUUGCUCCCUGUUCAAAUGUCCCAAGAAGAAGAAGAACUUAUGAGAGAAAGAUUAUGGAAGCUUGUGAACAAUCACACAUUCUUCCAGCAUCCAGAUCUUAUUCGAAUUUUGAGGGUGCAUGAGAAUGUCAUGGCUAUUAUGAUAAACACUCUUGGACGCAGGGCUCAAGCACAAUCAGAUGCUCCGCAAGUCGGCACUGGAGCACUAGAUGGAGAACCAGUAGCGAAAGAAAAGGAUACUUCUCAUGAAAUGGUGGUAGCUUGCUGUAGAUUUCUCUGUUACUUUUGUCGUACCUCUCGGCAAAAUCAGAAAGCCAUGUUCGACCAUUUAUCAUUCCUAUUGGAAAACAGUAACAUCCUACUGUCUAGACCUUCUUUGCGAGGAAGCACACCUCUUGAUGUUGCUUACUCUUCUUUGAUGGAAAAUACUGAACUGGCUCUAGCCUUAAGAGAGCAUUAUUUGGAAAAAAUUGCCAUCUACCUUUCACGUUGCGGUUUGCAAUCAAAUUCCGAAUUGAUUGAGAAAGGUUAUCCUGAUCUUGGUUGGGAUCCAGUUGAAGGGGAGCGUUAUUUGGAUUUCCUUAGAUUCUGUGUCUGGGUCAACGGAGAAUCAGUCGAGGAGAAUGCAAAUCUUGUUAUCCGUCUUCUCAUUCGGCGUCCUGAAUGCUUAGGCCCAGCAUUGCGUGGAGAGGGAGAAGGUCUUCUACGAGCAAUUAUGGAUGCUAAUAAAAUGUCUGAACAAAUAGCUGACCGGAAAAAGUUAAUGGAUGAAGCUGAGGGGUCAACGGCGGUCAUGCAAUUUGAGCAUCCGUUACCAGAGUCCGAUGAAGAUGAAGACUAUAUCGAUACUGGAGCAGCAAUUCUUAACUUUUAUUGUACCCUUGUAGAUCUUCUUGGUAGAUGCGCACCAGAUGCCUCAGUCAUUGCACAGGGGAAGAAUGAGUCUCUCCGAGCAAGAGCAAUUUUGCGUUCAUUAGUGCCCUUGGAAGAUCUACUGGGUGUCUUAAGUUUGCGAUUCACGCUUCAAAAUCCUGCUGCUGGUGAAGAAAGACCAAAGAGUGACAUGCCAUCUGGAUUGAUUCCUGGUCACAAGCAGAGUGUCGUGCUGUUUCUGGAACGUGUCUAUGGUAUUGAGCAGCAAGACUUGUUCUUCAAAAUUCUUGAGGAAGCCUUUUUGCCGGAUUUAAGAGCAGCCACAAUGCUAGACAGAAAUGAUGGAUUAGAAUCAGAGAUGGCACUAGCAAUGAACCGAUAUAUAGGGAAUUCAAUUUUACCUCUGCUGAUCAGUCACUCAAGAUUUUAUAAUGAGUCAGAUAACUAUGCAAACUUACUAGAUGCUACUCUCCAUACUGUGUAUCGACUAUCAAAGAACAGAAUGCUCACUAAGGGUCAAAGAGAGGCUGUCUCCGAUUUCCUUGUUGCACUCACCAGUCAAAUGCAACCAAGUAUGCUGCUAAAAUUACUACGGAAAUUGACUGUAGAUGUAUCAACUUUAUCUGAAUACACCACUGUCGCUCUCAGGUUGUUAACCCUCCAUUAUGAUCGUUGUGCAAAAUACUAUGGUUCAUCUGGAGGUCAAGGAUUAUAUGGCGCUUCAAGUGAAGAGGAAAAACGGUUAACCAUGAUGUUGUUCAGUAACAUCUUUGAUUCCUUAUCCAAAAUGGAUUAUGAUCCUGAGUUGUUUGGGAAAGCAUUGCCAUGCCUGAUUGCCAUAGGAUGUGCAUUACCACCAGAUUACUCCUUGUCGAAGAACUAUGAUGAUGAGUGGUAUGGAUCAAAAACACAAGUUCAAACAGGGCCUGCUGAUGGACCUUACAACCCGCAGCCCAUCAACACAUCUAGUGUCCAGCUUAACAAUGACCUCAACACUAUAGUGCAAAAGUUCUCAGAGCAUUAUCAUGACGCCUGGGCAAAUCGCAAGCUGGAAAAUGGAUGGGUGUAUGGGGAGCAGUACUCAGAUUCACAGAAAGUUCAUCCAAGGCUUAAACCCUAUGCAAUGCUGAAUGAUUAUGAGGAAAAAGAACGUUACAAAGAACCAGUGCGAGAGUCUCUAAAAGCACUACUUGCCAUCGGCUGGACUGUGGAACACACAGAAGUUGAUGUCCCAAUUUCUAACCGCAACUCUGUCCGAAGGCAAUCAAAAGCUACUUUAGAUACAGCAACACCAUUCAAUUACCAUCCGAAUCCUAUCGACAUGACAAAUCUGACACUAAGUCGAGAAAUGCAGAAUAUGGCAGAGAGAUUAGCUGAAAAUGCACAUGAUAUUUGGGCAAAAAAGAAAAAGGAAGAGCUUGUCACAUGUGGUGGAGGUAUACACCCUCAACUCGUCCCAUACGAUUUACUCACAGAUAAAGAAAAACGCAAGGACAGAGAAAGAUCACAAGAGUUUUUGAAAUAUUUGCAGUAUCAGGGAUACAAAUUACACAGGCCAAACCGAGGGACAGCAACAUCAGAGGCUGAACAGCUGGCUGCCGUACAAACUGGCGAGUUGCGAUUCGCAUAUAGUCUUCUUGAAAAAUUAAUACAAUACAUGGAUAAAGCCUCAAUUAAUAUGAAACUUCUGAAGCCAUCUGCAACAUUUAGUAGGAGAAGCAGUUUUAAAACUUGCUCCAGAGAUAUAAAAUUUUUCUCAAAGGUUGUUUUACCUCUGGUGGAAAAAUACUUUAACUCUCAUCGUAACUAUUUUAUUGUCGUGGCAACAGCUUCAAAUAAUGUUGGUGCUGCCUCAUUGAAAGAGAAAGAAAUGGUUGCAAGUUUAUUUUGCAAAUUGGCCAGUUUACUACGAUCUCGUUUAGCAGCAUUUGGAGCUGAUGUUCGGAUCACUGUUCGUUGUCUACAAACCCUAGUCAAAAGCAUUGAUGCCAGAUCUCUUGUCAAGAAUUGCCCAGAAUUCAUCCGAACAUCAAUGCUCACAUUUUUCAAUAAUACAGCAGACGACUUGGGACACACAAUCAUCAAUCUUCAAGAAGGGAAAUAUAGUCAUCUGCGAGGAACUCAUUUGAAAACUUCAACUUCACUUUUCUAUGUCAAUGAUGUGAUUCUUCCUGUUCUAACAGCCAUGUUUGAUCAUCUAGCUGCUUGUGAAUACGGCAGUGAUCUACUUUUGGAUGAAAUUCAAGUUGCCUCCUACAAAAUUCUCUCCAGUUUGUUCACUCUUGGAAUUGAUAGUUCACUCACCCAUGACAGGAAAUAUUUAAAAACAGAAAUAGAGCGUCAUCGUCCAGCAUUAGGAACUUGUCUCGGAGCAUUCUCUUCGACUUUCCCCGUUGCUUUCUUGGAGCCUCAUUUGAAUAAACAUAAUCAAUUUUCUUUGCUGAAUAGAAUUGCAGAUCAUUCCCUUGAAGCUCAAGAUAUUAUGGCACGUAUGGAAAGCAGCAUGCCUACUCUUGAAGCAGUCCUAGGUGAGGUUGAUCAAUUUGUGGAAUCUGGAAAAUCCCACAGUGAUGCCCCUCAUGUGAUCGAUGUCAUUCUUCCCCUCCUUUGCUCAUACUUGCCAGUGUGGUGGGCCCAAGGACCAGAUAAUGUUAAUCUCACAGCAGGUAACCACGUUACAAUGGUAACAAGUGACCAUAUGAACCAACUAUUGAAAAACGUUCUAAAUAUGAUCAAAAAGAAUAUUGGCAAUGACAAUGCUCCAUGGAUGACUCGUAUCGCUGCUUACACACAACAAAUUAUUAUCAACUCCUCAGAAGAGCUACUGAAGGAUCCAUUCUUACCUUUAGCAGAACGGGUUAAACGAAGAACAGAAAAUCUUUUCCAUAAAGAAGAAUCAUUGCGAGGAUUUAUCAAAUCUGCCACUGAUGACACAUCUCAGGUAGAAACCCAAAUUCAAGAAGAUUGGAGUCUUGUCGUGAGAGACAUUUAUGCAUUCUACCCCCUUCUCAUCAAAUAUGUGGAUUUACAACGUAACCAUUGGUUGCGAAAUAAUAUCCCAGAGGCAGAAGAUCUGUACAAUCACAUCUCAGAAAUUUUCAACAUCUGGUCAAAAUCUCAGUACUUCCUUCGUGAGGAGCAGAACUUCAUCUCUGCCAAUGAAAUUGAUAACAUGAUUUUGAUCAUGCCAACAGCAACAAGACGUUCAGCAUCGGCAGUCUCUGAAGGAACUGGCAGUGGAGGUCGAGGAAAGAAAAAGAAAAAACAUCGAGACAAGAAAAGGGACAAAGACAAGGAACUGCAGGCGAGUCUGAUGGUCGCAUGUCUGAAGCGACUCUUACCUGUCGGACUGAACUUGUUCGCAGGAAGAGAACAAGAACUAGUUCAACAUUGCAAGGAUAGAUUUUUGAAGAAAAUGCAGGAGUAUGAAAUAAUGGACUUUGUGAAAACACAGCUCACUUUACCUGACAAAAUUGACCCAGCAGAUGAGAUGUCAUGGCAGCAUUACCUAUAUUCCAAAUUAGGGAGCAAGAAGGAUGGAGGUGAAGUCGCGAAACCCCAGCAAAUUGAUGAAGUUGUGGAUCGUAUUGUUGCUAUGGCUAAAGUUCUAUACGGACUUCAUAUGAUUGAUCAUCCACAACUUCAGAGUAAGGCUGUUUAUCGUUCUGUUGUUUCCACCCAACGUAAAAGAGCUGUCAUCGCCUGUUUCCGACAACUCUCGCUCCAUGCUUUGCCAAGGCAUCGAGCUGUAAAUAUUUUUGGGAGAACAUACAGAGAAUUGUGGCUUCAAGAUGAAAAUGUUGGUCAAGAAGUCAUGAUAGAAGAUCUCACACAAUCAUUUGAAGAGGCGGAGUUGAAAAAACAAGACAAAGAAGAAAAUGAGGGAAAACCAGACCCUUUAACUCAACUGGUAACCACAUUCUGCAGAGGAGCUAUGACAGAGCGAAGUGGCGCUCUUCAAGAAGACCCUCUCUACAUGUCCUAUGCCGAAAUUAUUGCCAAAUCGUGCGGUGAGGAGGAAGAAGAAGGAGGUGAAGAAGAGGGCGAAGAAGCAGCUGAAGGUGAAGAAGGCGGCACCUCUAUCCAUGAACAAGAGAUGGAAAAACAGAAACUGCUGUUUAACCAGUCUAGACUUGCAGAUCGCGGAGUAGCAGAAAUGGUACUAUUGCAUAUCUCGGCCUGCAAAGGUGUGCCCAGUGAAAUGGUGAUGAAAACCUUACAAUUAGGAAUUGCUGUUCUAAGAGGUGGUAAUUCUGAUAUUCAAAUGGGAAUGUUGAAUCAUCUAAAAGAAAAGAAGGAUGUAGGAUUCUUCACAUCUAUAGCUGGGCUAAUGAACUCGUGCAGUGUUCUUGAUCUUGAUGCUUUUGAACGAAACACUAAAGCAGAGGGUCUAGGAGUUGGGCUGGAAGGAGCAGCCGGUGAAAAAAAUAUGCACGAUGCUGAAUUUACAUGCACACUUUUCAGAUUUAUCCAGCUGACUUGUGAAGGACAUAAUUUAGAAUGGCAGAAUUAUCUUAGGACUCAAGCUGGUAAUACAACAACUGUGAAUGUUGUCAUUUGCACAGUUGAUUACCUGCUUAGGCUACAGGAAUCUAUCAUGGACUUCUACUGGCAUUAUUCUAGCAAAGAGUUAAUUGAUCCUGCGGGUAAAGCCAAUUUUUUCAAAGCCAUUGGUGUUGCUAGUCAAGUUUUUAACACCCUCUCUGAAGUCAUUCAGGGUCCAUGUACACAGAAUCAACAGGCCCUUGCUCACUCAAGACUGUGGGAUGCUGUGGGUGGAUUCUUAUUCUUAUUCUCUCAUAUGCAAGACAAACUAUCAAAACAUUCCAGUCAAGUGGAUCUCCUUAAAGAACUUCUUAAUUUACAAAAAGACAUGAUUACCAUGAUGCUUUCCAUGUUAGAAGGUAAUGUAGUGAAUGGCACAAUUGGUAAGCAAAUGGUGGACACUCUCGUAGAAUCUGCAUCCAAUGUUGAGCUAAUUUUGAAAUACUUUGAUAUGUUCUUGAAGUUAAAGGACUUGACCAGCUCAGCGAGUUUCUUAGAAAUUGACCCUAACAAUGAAGGCUGGGUGUUACCGAAAGAUUUCAAGGAAAAAAUGGAACAACAAAAAAGUUACACUCCGGAGGAGAUCGAGUUUAUGCUGGCCUGCUGUGAAACAAAUCAUGAUGGUAAAAUUGACUAUGUUGGAUUUACUGAUAGGUUCCAUGAGCCUGCCAAGGAAAUUGGCUUUAACCUUGCAGUUCUUCUAACAAACUUAUCAGAGCAUAUGCCCAAUGAACCUAGAUUAGCUCGAUUUUUAGAAACUGCUGGUAGUGUUUUAAAUUACUUUGAGCCUUUCCUGGGUCGAAUAGAAAUAUUAGGUGGAAGUAAAAAGAUUGAAAGAGUAUACUUUGAAAUCAAAGAAUCUAAUAUAGAGCAAUGGGAAAAACCACAAAUUAAGGAAUCAAAACGUGCAUUUUUCUACUCCAUAGUAACAGAAGGUGGUGAUAAAGAGAAACUGGAGGCAUUUGUUAAUUUUUGUGAAGAUGCCAUUUUUGAGAUGCAGCAUGCUAGUGGACUAAUGGCUGUUGAUGAUGGCAGCGGAGUGGGUGGUGGAAAAACAAGGAAAGCCGCUUACAGUUAUUUAUCCGAUGAAGAUGAAGAAAAGAAUGUACAUCCAAUAAAAAGAGGUUUACAAGCCGUGAAAGAUACAGUCUUCUUCCUUUUUGCAAUGCUCUCUCCAUCAAACAUAAAACAAAAAUUGGGAGAACUACAACAAAUGAGUGUGCCGGAAAUGGUCAUUGGUUUCUUCAAGCUUAUUUUCUAUUUGUUCUAUUAUUCUGGCUUCAGUGUCAUGGUUGUAUUCAGGUAUUUCGGGCGAAUAUUAAUGAGUUUAAUGAGAGGACCUCAAGUUGAGGAACCAGUCGUGGAAAUUAAAGAAGAAGAAAAGUGGGGCUCUAUGAGAAAACUUCCUGCAUUACCUCCGCCUGAAGAUGGCAAAGACUCUCAACUCAUCAUGCAUGGAUCAGAAGGAUCUAAAGAAGAUGGGGCUCACAUAAAACCUAGUGGUCAUGAAGGCACUCCAAUGAGCGCACAGUUAGGCACUGAGGAAGGUGGUGACUCACCUACCGGUGAAAGCGGUGAUUCCCAUUCCAAGUCUGAUUCCGAUGAAGGACUUAGGGCAGAGGGUGCCUUAACGCUUACAGAAUUCUUAGGUGGUGGAGCAGCCAAAAAAGAAGCAGCUCUUGUUGCAGAAGUUGCAGCUCAGCAUCAAGCAGUAAUGGCGGCAGUUGAAGCUGAAGGGAAACAAGAAACUGUUUCAGAGCCUUCAGCAGUCUCACAGAUUGAUUUUAAUGGAUACACCCACCGUGCCUUGAGUUUCUUAGCCAGAAAUUUCUACAAUCUGAAAUAUGCUGCUCUUGUUCUUGCAUUUUGCAUCAACUUCAUUCUUCUCUUUUACAAGGUAACAGUAAUUGGUGGAGAAGAGGAAGAUGGAGGAAGUGGUGAUGAUUUUGGCGGUCUAUCUGGUGAGGACCUUUUAGGCUCGGUUGGUCUGGAUGCAGGCUCUGGUGAGGAUGGGGGCGGUAGUGGAGGGAGUGGAGAGGAUGAAGAAGAGCCGUUGGAGAUUGUCCAUGUUGACGAGGAUUUCUUUUACAUGUACCAUAUUCUACGUUUUGCUGCUUUCCUCCAUUCCUUAGUCUCUUUAGCCAUGCUCAUUGCAUACUACCAUCUCAAGGUGCCUCUCGCCAUCUUCAAAAGAGAGAAAGAAAUUGCUCGAAGACUUGAGUUUGACGGUUUAUUUAUUGCUGAACAACCAAGUGAUGAUGACAUCAAGUCGCAUUGGGACAAGCUAGUUAUCUCUGCAAAGUCAUUUCCUGUAAAUUAUUGGGACAAAUUUGCUAAGAAAAAAGUCAGACAAAAGUAUAGUGAAACGUACGACUUUGAUUCAAUCAGUAACCUGCUUGGCAUGGAGAAGACUUCUUUCAGUUCACAAGAAAACGAAGAGGGCUCCGGCAUCGUUUACUUUAUUUUGAAUAUUGAUUGGAGGUACCAAAUUUGGAAAGCUGGCGUCACAAUAACUGAUAAUGCUUUCUUGUACAGUUUAUGGUACUUCACUUUUUCAAUUCUAGGCAAUUUUAACAAUUUUUUCUUCGCUGCUCAUUUAUUGGACGUUGCUGUUGGUUUCAAAACCUUGAGAACCAUUUUACAGUCUGUCACCCAUAAUGGCAAACAGCUUGUCUUGACUGUCAUGCUGUUGACAAUCAUUGUAUAUAUUUAUACUGUAAUAGCAUUUAACUUCUUCCGAAAAUUCUAUGUUCAAGAAGAGGAUGAUAAUGUUGACAUGAAGUGUCAUAAUAUGUUAACGUGUUUUGUGUUCCAUUUAUAUAAGGGUGUGCGUGCUGGUGGUGGUAUUGGUGAUGAAAUCGAGCCACCAGAUGGUGAUGACUAUGAAGUCUAUCGGAUAAUGUUCGAUAUUACUUUCUUCUUCUUUGUUAUUGUCAUCCUUUUGGCCAUCAUCCAGGGUUUGAUCAUCGAUGCUUUUGGAGAGUUGAGAGAUCAACUUGAGAGUGUAAAAGAUGACAUGGAAUCCAACUGUUUUAUUUGCGGCAUAGGAAAAGAUUUCUUUGAUACCGUUCCUCAUGGGUUUGAUACUCAUGUUCAACAGGAACACAACUUAGCCAAUUACAUGUUCUUCCUCAUGCAUUUGAUCAACAAACCCGACACAGAAUACACUGGUCAAGAAACAUAUGUUUGGAACAUGUACCAACAACGAUGCUGGGACUUCUUCCCGGUUGGAGACUGCUUCCGCAAACAGUAUGAAGAAGAGUUGGGUGGUGGAGGAGGUUGAGCUCUCUUUUGUCCAUUUCCUUCCCUUAACCUAAUGUCGAUAACUGUUACUGUAACCUCAUAAUCACUGCAACAUCAGUUUUGAAUCACAAUUUUGUUAAUUACUUAAAUUAAUUGAAUAAAAAAUUACUUGAAAAUUA
This is a messenger RNA of Bemisia tabaci, 15879 nucleotides long. The record is from RefSeq and is a predicted model, not a curated record. NCBI's taxonomy places the organism in Eukaryota, Metazoa, Arthropoda, Insecta, Hemiptera, Aleyrodidae.